This is a messenger RNA of Coffea eugenioides, 594 nucleotides long. RefSeq lists its product as uncharacterized. The record is from RefSeq and is a predicted model, not a curated record. The transcript has a single exon. NCBI's taxonomy places the organism in Eukaryota, Viridiplantae, Streptophyta, Magnoliopsida, Gentianales, Rubiaceae. The coding region runs from base 1 to 594 and encodes 197 amino acids.
AUGGAGGGCACUCGUAGUGGACGAGGCCGUGGGCGCGGUAGUAGGCAACCCGCGACUGAAGGGGCUACUAGGGAAACUAUGCCCGAACCAAACCCUAAAACCCAAAUUGAUCCCAACGUUCAAGUAGCCGCUGCUAUCCAACGGAUGACUGAUCUCCUAGUACAUGUCGUGCAACAACAGGGCCACAACCCUAAUCCACCUGUCGGGAAUCCCGGAAACCCCGGAAACCAUGUAGAGAGUGAGGAUCGAGCUCUCGAGAGGUUCCAAAAGUUCUCCCCACCGAAGUUUCUAGGAGGGCCUGACCCUGAUGUGGCCGAACAGUGGUUAGAAAAGAUGAUAGACAUUUUUGCUGCCCUACACUAUUCGGAGGAGAGGCAGGUUACUUUUGUUGUCUUUCAACUAGAAGGGGCCGCCCGUUCUUGGUGGAAUAUCAUUCGAACUAAGUUGGAGAGAGAACAGACGCCAAGAACGUGGGUGAACUUCGUGAGGGAGUUCAAUGCUAAGUACUUCCCGCCUUUGGUCCAGGAGAAGAAGGAAGACGAGUUUAUUCGACUUCGCCAAGGCACUCAAUCAGUGGCUAAGUGCGAGAGCUAG